UGUUAUUGUAAAUUUGGUUGUAGAAGCGUACGGACGUUUACGCGCGUCGUCUGUUUUGUGAGCGUCUAGUUACGGUACUUUUUGUCGGUCUGCGCAUAUUGUCUGGUGCAUUUUUGAAACAGUAGUGGUGGUUAACUCUGUGUAUGUGUGAGUGCCGUGCAUUUGAACAAGGAAAAGUGUAAAGCAUUUGAAAGAAAGCAAGCGCAACUUGAAUUAAAAAAAAAAAAAGAAGCGAAAAGAAAAAAUAAAUUAAAAUGGCAACCGAAGUAGCUCAAAUACCCGCUGAGGAAACGCCUGCAGUUGCAGUAGCAGCAAGCACAGAAAAUGCUGCUGCCGAACAGGCGGAAAAACCUGCUGCCGAGCCUGUCGCCGCAACUGAGAACGCUGCCGCCGCCCAAGACAACAACAAAGAGGAUGCAAAGGCGUCACCAGCAGCCGCUGCUGAUGGGGCUGCCGAUGCAAAGAAAGAUGGUGGCGAAGCCGCUGCGACUGCCGCUGCAGCGCCAGCAAAAUCAGAAGCGCCAGCACAAAAGUUCAAUGUGCACAAGACCAAUUUUGAAAAGGACAUUAUCUAUCUGUAUCAGUUUUCGCGCACCCCCCUGCUGCCAUCGCUCUCGCCAUAUUGCUUGAAAGUGGAGACUUGGCUGCGUCUGGUCGGACUGAAGUAUGAGAAUGUGGAUCAUAAGAUGCGUUUCCGUUCGAAGAAGGGUCAACUGCCUUUCAUUGAGCUGAAUGGCGAAGAAAUUGCCGACUCGGCUAUUAUCAUCAAGGAGCUGUCGGCCAAGUAUGACAAGAAUCUGGAUGCGGGUCUAACGGCCGAGCAGCGUAAUGUGUCCUAUGCAACGAUUGCUAUGCUGGAGAAUCAUCUCAUCUGGAUUAUCUUCUACUGGCGCGCCAAGUAUCCCGAUAAUGUGCUCAAGGGCUACAAAGUGAAUUUGCAGCAUGCGCUGGGUCUGCGUCUGCCCAACUCGAUUUUGAACUUCUUCUUCAAAAUAACAUUCGGUCGCAAGUGGUUCCAGGGUACGAAAAAGCUCAAGGCGCAUGGCAUUGGCGUCCACAGCGCCGAGGAAAUCGAGGAGUUCGGCAAGAACGAUCUGAAGGUGCUCAGCGAGAUGCUUGACUGCAAGCCAUUCUUCUUUGGCGACGAGCCCACCAGCUUGGAUGUGGUGGCAUUUGCUGUGCUGUCGCAGCUGCACUAUCUGUCCAAGGAUAUUACAUAUCCCUUGCGCGACUAUAUGACCGAGAAGUGCCCCAACUUGAUUGGACACGUGUCGCGCAUGAAGGACAAGUGCUUCCCCGACUGGGAUGAGAUCUGCACGAAGCUGGAUCUGAAUGCGCAUAUUCCCAAGCCAGAGCCAGAGACCAAGGAGGGCAAGGAAGGCGGUGAGCAGGAGAAAUCAAAUGAGCAGGAAGGUGCUGACGGUGACAAAAUCGAGAAGGAGUUGGAGAAGGACAAGUCGAACGAGAAGGAGUCGUCCGAGGAGAACAAGGAGAAGGAGGAGACAAAGUAAAGCGCCGUUAGUUAUACAUAUAUAGAUCAUAUAUGAAAUUCGCUGGAGAGGAGCUAAACAACACCCCACAUAUAUACAUAGUACGAUACUAAAAUACUAUAUCUAUAUAUAGUAAUGCGCUAUAUAGCGCAGCUGCGUUCAUAUAUUAUAUUACCAUUUAAAGGCAGUAAAAUCAUUUAAUACAUAGGACAACUGUAAAGCCUGCAGGCAAACAGAAAAAGGUUAUAAACAUUAUAAAAACAAAAA
Molecule: messenger RNA, 1757 nt
Organism: Drosophila busckii
Lineage: Eukaryota; Metazoa; Arthropoda; Insecta; Diptera; Drosophilidae
Gene: fax
Product: failed axon connections
Exons: 5
Coding region: 255-1511 (418 amino acids)
Cellular component (GO): cytoplasm
Source: RefSeq, a predicted model, not a curated record